AUAUAAAUCAUAUUUAAGUAGAUACUUAUUUACCAGCGCAUGUUCCUCGGUAUGAGGCUCCAUGUUGCCUCUUCCCCGCGUGGCCGAGCUGUGGUGACUGGCCGGCUGUGCACGCCCCGAUACCACCAAAAUGGGGUACGUCAAGGUAGUCAAGAAUAAAGCUUACUUCAAGCGAUUCCAAGUGAAGUUCAAGAGGCGCCGUGAAGGCAAGACUGAUUACUAUGCUCGUAAACGCCUAGUUGUUCAGGCCAAGAACAAGUACAACACCCCUAAACAUCGGCUGAUUGUACGCCUCACCAACACUGAUGUCAUUGCCCAGAUUGCUUAUGCAAGGAUUGAGGGAGAUAUGAUAAUUGCAUCUGCAUACUCCCAUGAGCUUCCCAACUAUGGUAUCAAGACAGGCCUUACCAACUAUGCAGCUUGCUACUGCACUGGACUGCUGCUGGCCAGGAGGGUUUUGAAGAAGUUCAAUUUGGAUGGCAUUUAUGAGGGCCAGAAGGAGGUGGAUGGAGAGAUGUACUCAGUGGAGGAUGUGGACAGUGGACCAGGAGCUUUCCGGGCCAACCUUGAUAUUGGCCUGGCACGCACUACCACUGGGGCUCGCAUCUUUGGUGUAAUGAAAGGUGCUGUGGAUGGAGGCAUUGAGGUGCCUCACAGCGAGAAGAGGUUCCCUGGCUAUGAUAAGGAGGCUAAGGAAUUCAAUGCCUCUGUCCUGCGUGACCACAUCAUGGGAAAGCAUGUAGCCAAUUACAUGCGUGAACUCAUGGAAGAAGAUGAAGAUGCAUACAAGAGGCAGUUCUCUCGCUUCAUUAAGUGUGGAAUCACUCCUGAUGAGCUUGAGGACAUAUACAAGAAGGCGCAUGCCAUCAUCCGGGCAGACCCGAUCCCCAAGCCCCGCCCGGAGAAGAAGGUGACAAAGAAGAGAUGGAAUGCUAAGAGGCUCACCCGUGAAGAACGCAUGGCUGGAGUCCAGGUCCGAAAGGAUGCCUGGUUGGCCAAGAUUGAGAAGGGAGAAGCCACCCUCCAAGAAAUUCAUAGAAAGCAUUAAUAAACUUGUCACUUGAAGAGAA
Molecule: messenger RNA, 1070 nt
Organism: Portunus trituberculatus (swimming crab)
Lineage: Eukaryota; Metazoa; Arthropoda; Malacostraca; Decapoda; Portunidae
Gene: RpL5
Product: 60S ribosomal protein L5-A-like
Exons: 7
Coding region: 131-1048 (305 amino acids)
Biological process (GO): ribosomal large subunit assembly; translation
Cellular component (GO): cytosolic large ribosomal subunit; ribosome
Molecular function (GO): 5S rRNA binding; structural constituent of ribosome
Source: RefSeq, a predicted model, not a curated record